Molecule: messenger RNA, 1477 nt
Organism: Chelonia mydas (Green sea turtle)
Lineage: Eukaryota; Metazoa; Chordata; Testudines; Cheloniidae
Exons: 2
Coding region: 365-1348 (327 amino acids)
Source: RefSeq, a predicted model, not a curated record
UUGUGACCCCUCUAACGAUUCCACCCCUUACCCUCUACCAAUCAAGAGGGGUUUCGCCCCUGUAGGACCUCCCCAAGAGGAGAUUUGACCAAUCAGGAUGAGUUCCGGGGUGGGGUGACCCGACCAGAAACGAUUCGCGUGUGACCCCUCUAACGACUCCUCCCACCGACCUCUACCAAUCAGGCCACCCGGAGACCAGAUUUGACCAAAACAGGGCACGUUCGGGGACGGGGUGAACUGCCCAGAAGAGGGGCGUGUGACCCCUCUGCCAAUCAGAGUGCAGCACCAUCACCCCAUAAGUCCCAGCGUCGGGCGGAAGAGGCUGUCUUUUACCAAGAGCGCGUGUUUUACAAAUCGUGGAAACAUGGACUCCUUCACCACCCCCGUGAGAGCUUCGGACUUUGUUUUAGCCCCGAGGGCCUUCGACAAACCGCGGAGAAAGCGCUACAUCAGCGACAGUUCCGAGGAGGAGGAGGGGGCGAUUGAGGGGAGCCCUUUGGCCCAGCCAUUGAUGGAUACCCCGGACCCUGAAACCCAGCCGCUUGUGGGGCCCCGCAAUGAGCAUGAUGGCCUCUUGUUGUCCACCCCCCUGGAGGAGGAAGGUGAUCGCAGCUCGGGGAAGUCACUAGUGGACAAGAUGAACGGAAGAGACAACGCUCAGUUCGACGAUGCCUUUCUAGAGGACCCAGAGACCCUGGACAGCGUUGCACCAAGCAGCGAAGAUGAACCGGGCCCACCUUGUUUUUGCUCAACGCCGAUACAAAAUGUUGAAGAGGACUCCGAGGAUGACAGCUAUGAGGAGUUUAGGAGGAGGCUUGGCAUGGAACUGACUGAGCCAGUGCCACGUCGUGAGAGUAAAAAAGUCAUGCGGACUAUUGUACGCGUUGCUGUUUAUUCUGUUCUUAAUCACUGUCUUAGGGAAAAGCUUUUUGAAGAUUGUGAGGGCUGUGUCAUAGAUGCACCAGGCCAGCGGCACCAUGACUGUGUGAUUUGGACUUCAGUGGAUAUAAACUGCAAGCUCCGGGGCCUGUGUGCUGAGCUGUGCUUGGAAAGCUUAUUAAACACUGUUAUUGCCAUAGGUUAUGCUAUGCAAUGUCUGUGCCUAACCCAAGAACAUUUAGCACAAGGGGUGACCUUGAUAAAUGCUGUGCAAUUCAGUGGAGACCCUGACCAUGUUUUAAAGAAAAUGACCAAACCGGAAGAUGCCUGCUUAGAGCGUUAUAUUGACCGUCUGGUCCUCACAAAAAAUUACAGAACCCUGCUUAAGAAAAAGGCUAUUUGUAAGAAAUCGAAAAGGAUUAAGUUAGAAAAUGGUGAGGGGCCAAACAUGCAAUAUAAAACUUGGUAGCUGUAAAUUUAAAAAAAAAAAUCUAUUGAAAAGGGCUUUGUGACUAUCUGUAUUUCUGUUAAAGGGUCUCUGGCCCUUAAGGGAGCUUAAAGUUUUUUUUUUCUUUUUUUAAUGGAGCAUCUUGGUUUG